Molecule: messenger RNA, 1764 nt
Organism: Trametes versicolor FP-101664 SS1
Lineage: Eukaryota; Fungi; Basidiomycota; Agaricomycetes; Polyporales; Polyporaceae
Product: subtilisin-like protein
Exons: 8
Coding region: 1-1764 (587 amino acids)
Biological process (GO): proteolysis
Molecular function (GO): tripeptidyl-peptidase activity; serine-type endopeptidase activity
Source: RefSeq, a predicted model, not a curated record
AUGGUCAACUCUUGGGGCUUACUCACUUUCGUUGUGUGGGCUGCGGUGGCCGCGGUAAAUCCUGUGUCCUGCGACGCUCACGGUAGACGGCUUGACCCUGAUGGAUACACCGACAGCAGCCUGAAUGUCCAUGAGGCGAGGUCGAGUGUUCCCUUGGAUUUCUUCAAUACUGGACCUGCUCCCGCGGAGGAGACUCUGAAGCUACGCUUCGCACUGGCUCAGAGCACUCCCUACGCCAUAGUGGACGCGCUGUACAAGGUCAGCGACCCGAAGAGUCCCCAAUACGGACAGCAUCUCUCGAAAUCAGAGGUCGAGAAGCUCGUCGCGCCUAGCUCCGCAGCAGUCGACGCUGUCAAUGCGUGGCUGCAGCAGAACAGUCUCAAUGGUACCGCGCUCUCCCCCUCGGGAGACUGGGUCGGAUUCGAGGUCCCCGUCGGAAAGGCCAACACCCUCUUCAACGCUAACUUCUCUGUGUUCGAGCACGGGACGUCAGGCAAGCAGGCCAUCCGGACCAUGCUUUACUCCCUGCCGCCGAGUUUGCAGGGACACGUCGAUCUCAUCCAUCCCACGACUUCAUUCCCGGCCCCCGUCGCGAAGGGGGAGAUAGUUGGGAUCAAGCGUUCUGUGGAGCCCGUCCGGCUCGCCAAGCGGAAUCUGACCGCAGACUGCACAGAUGAGACGAUCCCGGAAUGCGUGCAGUUCUUGUACGACAUUCCUCUUACACCCGCAACGAACGCAAGCAAUCGCCUCGGCGUUACGGGCAGGUUUGGGAACAGCGCGCACUUCAGUUUCUUGCAGCAAUUCUUGGAGAUGUUCCGGCCGGACAUGAACUCGUCCAUCACAUUCUCUGUAGUGGGUAUAGACGGCGGGACCAAUGACCAAACAGGUCCUUCAGUGUCGGAGGGUGAACUCGACAUCCAGUAUACCGUCGGCCUCGCGACAAACGUCCCGGUCACGUAUUACUUCCUCGGUGACGACUUCCAAGAUGAUGGGCUUGAUGGGUACCUGGACGAGGUCAACACCAUCCUCGCGGAGGAGAACCCACCCCAAGUUCUCACCACGAGCUACGGAAUGACCGAAAGCGCCAUCUCCUUUGCACUCACGGACAAGUUGUGCAAGGCAUACGCGCAACUGGGCGCCCGGGGCACCUCCAUCCUCUUUGCUUCGGGAGACAGUGGUGUCGGUUGCCCUGCCGAAGGGGACGACCUCGUCUUCCAGGCUACCUUCCCCUCAAACUGUCCUUACGUCACCUCGGUAGGAGGCACAUCUGGGUUCCCCAAUGAGGUCAGCUGGCCGGGCUCCUCCGGUGGAUUCUCCAACUACUUCGCCCGGCCCUCGUACCAAGACGCGGCUGUCGACACCUUCCUUGCUCAGCUCGGUGACAAGAACGCGGGCGCAUUCAACCGCACCGGUCGCGCGUUCCCCGACAUCUCGGCUGCCGCGAACGGGUACAUCAUCUUCGCCGCGGGGCUCACCGGGAUCACCGGCACGAGCGCGUCGAGUCCCGUCACGGCGAGCAUCAUUGCGCUCUUGAACGAUCGCCUACUCUCCGCGGGGAAGCCGCCACUUGGGUUCUUGAACCCGUGGCUGUACUCUGAAGCCGCGGCGUCGUUCAAGGACAUCGUCUCUGGGAACAACUCCAUCAUAUGCGACAGGACUAACCCUCAGCUGCCGAGAGGAUUCGAUACUGCUGUCGGGUGGGACCCGGUGACCGGUCUGGGUACUCCCAGCUUCACGAAGUUACUGGCUCUCCUCGGUCUAUGA